Syzygium oleosum is the source of this 1462-nucleotide messenger RNA. Its product is annotated as amino acid transporter AVT1I-like. The transcript has 3 exons. Bases 114 to 1340 code for a protein of 408 amino acids. NCBI's taxonomy places the organism in Eukaryota, Viridiplantae, Streptophyta, Magnoliopsida, Myrtales, Myrtaceae. The record is from RefSeq and is a predicted model, not a curated record. Gene Ontology annotation, cellular component: plasma membrane.
UCCCCGACACGGCCAGAAAAGCAGAAACCUCUUUCCGGUUUCUUAUAUAAGUGUCAAUUUUUUUUGCCAACAGUGGGCAACACAGUCCUGAGAGUGGCCAAAAGGAAGGAGGAAUGGAGACUCAACAACACGAGGGAUCAUCACCCCCACAGGCCAAAGGAACCACCUUCCUCCGGACCUGCUUCAAUGGCAUCAAUACCUUAUCAGGUGUUGGGAUACUGUCAAUUCCUUUUGCUCUGUCUCAAGGAGGAUGGUUGAGCUUAAUGUUUCUCUUCCUAGUAGCAAUCCUAUUUUGGUACACGGGUUUACUCCUACAGCGCUGCAUGAUCGCGAACCAGCUUAUCAAAACCUACCCCGACAUCGGCGAACUGGCCUUCGGGCAUAAAGGAAGGGCCUUAAUAAGCAUCUUCAUGUACCUCGAGCUCUAUCUGGUCGCAGUCGAGUUCCUUAUACUCGAAGGCGACAACCUUGACAAGUUGUUCCCUAACCACGGCUUCAAAUUGGGUCAUUUGACAAUCGGAGGCAAGCAAGGGUUUGUUCUGCUAGCCACCCUAGUGGUCCUGCCGACGACAUGGCUGAGAAGCUUGGGUGCUCUCGCCUACAUUUCGGCCGGAGGCAUCUUGGCUUCGAUUAUACUGGUCUUGUGUGUGUUAUGGGUUGGUGCGAUUGAUGGUGUGGGGUUUGACGAAGAAGGAACGCUCUUGAAUUGGAGUGGAAUACCGACUGCCAUAAGCUUGUUUGCGUUUUGCUAUGGUGGCCAUGCAGUGUUUCCCACUCUCAGCAAUUCCAUGAAAGAUCGAAGUCAAUUCUCAAAGGUAUUGUUGGUUUGUUUCCUGACGUGCACCGUCACCUACGGGUCGAUGGCGGUCCUAGGCUACACGAUGUACGGCGAGCAUCUGAAAUCCCAAGUGACGCUGAAUCUCCCCGUCAGAAAGAUGAGCUCCAAGAUCGCGAUCUACACGACCCUGAUCAAUCCCCUCACCAAGUACGCCCUCAUCAUCAACCCGAUCGCAACGGCUCUCGAGGAAACCUGCCCCUUGCGCAACAGCCGGCCUGUAAGCAUACUGCUCAGGACGGUCAUCGUCGUCAGCACGGUCAUCAUGGCGCUGGUGAUCCCGUUCUUCGGUUACGUGAUGGCGUUCAUAGGCUCGUUCUUGAGCGUCACGAUGUCGGUACUGCUGCCUUGCUUUUGCUAUCUCAAAAUCAACAGAGGCUCGAAAAAGAAGAAGAGUAGGAUAGAGGUCGGAGUCAUAGUCGGGAUCAUAUUGGUCGGGUUUUUCAUCGGUGUCGUGGGUACUUAUGUAUCUUUAAAACAGAUCAUAGACCACUUGAGAAAAUAAUACGAUUCAACUUAUGUGAGAGACCGAAUAAAAACGAAAGGCAAGAAAACUAACCCGCCUUUGUAUAAAUGUAACUUUUUAUUUUUAUGGAUCGGAAAUAAAUCCAUCAAGUACUUACUUCU